Molecule: messenger RNA, 5304 nt
Organism: Chelmon rostratus (copperband butterflyfish)
Lineage: Eukaryota; Metazoa; Chordata; Actinopteri; Chaetodontiformes; Chaetodontidae
Gene: rnpepl1
Product: arginyl aminopeptidase like 1
Exons: 11
Coding region: 1518-3644 (708 amino acids)
Biological process (GO): proteolysis
Molecular function (GO): zinc ion binding; metalloaminopeptidase activity
Source: RefSeq, a predicted model, not a curated record
CAGAGCCUCCUGUGUCCUCCCAGUCCUUCUCUGUUGUCUUGUGUCUCUUUGUUGGAUAAAACUCUCCUGUCUCAUCUCCUUGUCUCUCCUCCAUCAUCCGGACAGACACAUUAGCAGCAGCUAGCGUUGAACCCCAGCGGGAGGACCUGGAUUCAGUGUCGGGACACGGAGCAGGGAGCCGUGGUGAGUUCACAUGAGCAGCCGGUGUUUGUCUGGUUCUUCUGCUCCGGGUCCUGAUGGAUUUUACAUAGACUGUUUGUCCUCUAAAACCACAGACAAUGCGCUCUCUGGUGCUAAUGCUAAUUAGACUCUGUGCUAAUUAGCCUGCUGUGCUAGCCCGGUUAGAGAAAUGAGGGACCGCUGCUCGCUGUUUGACCUCUUCGCCUGUUAAAGUGCCUGUUUUUUAAAGCUUCAAGCUAAAGGCGCUAAUUCACAGAUUAGCUAGCCUCGGCUAAAACCGGGUUGAAACGUAGUUUGAGUUGGUAAAUUGAAUUUAAGAUGAGCUAAACCGGGCCUUAAGUCUUGACUUCACAGAGCUGAACUUGUUCUUAAUUCAGGUUUUCCUUGUUUAGACCAUGUUCUGAGUUCAGGUUCUGAGUCCAGUUUGACUUGGUUGAGUAAGUUUCUUCAUGUAACUUAGUUUGGCCUGGUUUCUAAAGGGGAUUGAAUUCAACUGAGUCUAAAUGUAGACUAAGUUUGGUUACAUCUGGGCUGACCAGUAUAAUCAGGUCCUGUGCUGAACUGGGUCAUACAUGUGUUGUGUACCGGGUUUACUCGGGUCUAGAGGCAGGUAGUCCUGAGUUAAAGCUCAGUUCUAAAUCAUAAGUGCCCUUACUUGUGUUAAAUUUAGGUCUGGUUUGGUUUUUGACCGGCUUUAAACGUAGAUUGAGUUUGGUUAAAUAGAAUUUAAAUUAAGCCCUGGUCUAAGUCCAUUGUAGUGAAUUAGUCCUGUGUUAAACUGAGCUGUAAAUGUGUGUACAGGGAGUCUAGAAGCAGGUAGUACUGGGUUAAAUCCAGUUCUUGAUUUAAGUGUCCUUAUUGGUGUUUCUAGCUGGUCUAGAUUUUGUUUGAUGGGUCUUUGAAUGUAGUUUGACCAGGCUCACAGAGAGACUUCGGCCUGUCUCGGUUUAAAACUGGUUUAAAUUAAGUCCUCUUCUAAAACUGCACUGUUGAACUAGUCCCGUAAACUGGGUUAUAUAAAUGUAGUAUCUCACAUUUUAAGUGGGAGCUGGUUUGAGCUCAUUUGUUGAUUUAAGUGGUCCAUAUUGUUUAUUUCUGGUUCAAAUAAAGGUUUUCUUAGACUUUGGUUUAGUGGGUUUUUGAUUGUAGUCUGGCCUGGCUUACAUAGAUGGUUGACUUUAGUCAGUCUCUGGUUUAAAAUUGGUUUGAAUGUGGUCAGUCCUGGUCUUUCCUGUCCUUGUGAAGACAGUUGGCGUUGAUUCUGAAGUCUGUGAUUUUCGUUGGUCUUUGAUGCAGUUAGUCCAGGUCUAGUUGGGGUUUAGUCCCAGGUUUAGCUCAUGAUGGCAGAGCUCCACCAGACUCCCACUUCGCUGUGCUGUUGCCGUAAAUCCCUGCCGGUCUCUGGGGCCCGGUGUGUCGGGGACUCCAGCAGGCCCUCAGCAAGUCCGGGUCCUGGAUCCCCACGAUGCCCCCUGGUAGACGUGGCCUCGGCGUCUAACUUUCGCUGCUUCCAGCUGCAACAUUUCCACCUGGACUUGCGGCUAAACUUUGCUGUGAAGGAGAUGAGUGGCUGGUUGGUUCUUGACCUCAUCCCGGUCCAGCCAGGGAUCCAUACCCUGGUUCUGGACUCCCAUCCCUCCCUCCUCAUCCACUCCAUCGACUGUAAGGUCCCCGGUGCCGGACAGGAGGAUCCCCUCUCCCUCACAUACCGAGUCGACCCGUUCACAGACUACGGCUCCUCACUGAACAUCAGCCUGCCGACAUCAACAGUGAAACCGGGCCGACUGAUCCAGAUUACAGUCCGCUACACAACCACAGAUGGACCAGCGAUCUGGUGGUUGGACUCCGAGCUGACCUGUGGUCAGUCCCGUCCUCUGGUCUUCACUCAGGGUCACUCGGUGUGCAAUCGCUCCUUCUUCCCCUGCUUCGACACGCCUGCUGUCAAGAGCACAUACACUGCCACUGUGAGGGUUCCAGAUGGAGUGACAGUUCUGAUGAGUGCGUCUCGGAGCUCAUACUCUAAACCGGACCGAAUCUUUCAGUUCUCCAUGGAGUUUCCUGUCCCGUCCUACCUGGUGGCGUUAGUGGCCGGAGAGCUGCAGCAUGUUGACGUCGGCCCACGGAGUCGUGUGUGGGCGGAGCCAUGUCUGUUGUCCUGCGCGGUGAAUAAACUAGGGGGCAGUGUGGAGCGCUGGCUGGGAGUAGCUGAGGAGCUGUUUGGACCUUACCUGUGGGGCAGGUGUGACAUCGUGUUCCUCCCCCCAUCCUUCCCCAUCGUCGCCAUGGAGAAUCCUUGCCUCACCUUCAUCAUUGCCUCCAUUCUGGAGAGCAGCGAGUUCCUGCUGAUCGAUGUCAUCCAUGAGAUCGCCCACGGCUGGUUUGGCAACGCCGUCACCAACGCCACAUGGGAGGAGAUGUGGCUUAGUGAAGGCCUGGCCACCUACGCCCAGCGCAGGAUCACUACUGAGGCCUACGGUGAGGCAUUCACCUGUCUGGAAACUGCCGUGCGAUUGGACGCACUCCACAGACAGCUGCGUCUCCUUGGAGACAACAACCCUGUGAGCAAACUGCAGGUCAAGUUUGAGCCAGGUGUGAACCCCAGCUGUCUGAUGAAUCUGUUCACCUACGAGAAAGGUUUCUGUUUCGUGUCGUACCUGUCGCAGCUGUGUGGAGACAUCAGACGCUUCGACUGUUUCCUCAGGGAUUACAUCUCACAGUUUAAGUUUCGGAGCGUGGUGGCUCAGGACCUCAUCGACUACUUCCUGGGUUAUUUCCCUGAGCUGAAGGACGCUGCUGUCGCCCAGAGAGAGGGUCUGGAGUUUGAGCGCUGGAUGAGCGGGUGUGGACCUCCUCUGUACGAGCCUGAUCUGUCAGCAGGGGGCGCUCUGACUCAGCCCGUUCAGGAUCUGUGUGACCUGUGGAAGAGCGGCGACGCCCCCGACCUGCAGACGGUGUCGACCUUUGACCUCUCAGCCUGGAGCACCUUUCAGAUCGUCCUGUUCCUGGACCGCAUGCUCGACCUCUCUCCUCUGCCACACGGUGUGAUGGCGGGUCUGUCGGGCUGCUACUCGUCUCUGUUCGACGGUCUGAAUGCUGAGGUUCAGAUCCGCUGGCUGCAGAUGGUGGUGAGGAACAGCUUCUACCCUGAACUGCCACGAGUCCGAGCUUUCCUUCACAAGCAUACGUCCAGGAUGUACACAAUGCCGCUGUACGACGACCUGGUUGCCGGGGUGAUGAAGUGCUUUGCCGUGGAGAUUUUCAACCAGACUCAGCGCCGCCUGCAUCCAAACCUCAGACGGACGCUACAGCAGAUCCUGUUCCAGACCAGCUCCCCCCCGACCAAUCAGAAUGGCUCUGCUCUGUCCAUCGUACCCCCCUCCACCUCCCCACAGCCGCAGCCCGCCCCCACUGCUGCCGGGACGACCGGCGCCAUCGCUCUGCGGGACGUCAACGUCUCUGCGUGAAGUCCACCUGUCUCGUCACGUGACGGUGGCUAUGAUUGGUCGGUCGUUACAGGUAAAGAGGAUGGAACGUGGUGGCGGGAUGAUGUCAUUGUCAGACUCGCGAUGUGAGCUGUUGCCACGACGACAGCUCUGGCUAAAGCUGAAAGUUCGAACGCCGCCUCUGUACGACAGGAAGUUCACUCCAGAGAUUUGUAAAGUCGAGGUGGUGGGGGGGUUGGGAGUGAAAGGUCGCGGCACAGCGCUGCUGCUUCAUGACGAGUCAUGUGACCGUGGGUGCUUUGUAAGGACAAGUACAUCCUUAUGACAUCAGGACCUUUAAUCGGCCGGAGACGGCUCCUCUGAUUGGACGUCAGUGGUCCCAGGGUCUGCUGAAGAUGUAAAGAUUUUUAUUCCUCAGUGCAAUUUAACUGAUCACUUGAAAUAGCUCGUUUUCCCAGGUGAGUCUGCUCAGCGGUGACGUCGGCAUGCCUCUUCUGCCGCACAGAGGAAACGUCAGGAAGCAUAAAACUGAAAUGAGUAAAUCGAGUUUAACCGUCUGAAGAAUCGGACCUAAAAUUAUGAGAUUAAAGUGACUCAUCUGGAUGUUUUCACUCUUUGGUUUGAAACGUCAGAAAAGAAGUUAACUGAAGAAAAACAGGAAGUAGAAUGAUCCGAGUCGUUCAGAAGUUUGAUUCGAAAAUUACUUGAACUGUCAUCAAAAGAAUUUGCAGAUUCAUUUUUUAAUCAACAAAUUCCAGUUUGUGAUCAGUUAGUUCAGUGACGGCCUCAACAACACUUGUCAAAGUAAAGGUCUUUUAUUCUCAAGGUCAGAGUUUUAUUGUGGAGGGGUGAUGCUGCAGGAAAUGCUGAUGUCAUUCAGUGACUUUAAACUUUUUAUCUGAAUUAGAACUUCCUCACAGAGGUUCUUUUGGUGAGAUAAGUUUUAUUUUCAUGUGUCGUCGUGAGCUCUUCCUGCCAGAAUAAUCUGCAACAUAAUGACUGUGAUCACGUUAAUUCCCCCUGCAGCCUCUGACGCCUGUGACACACCUGUGGGUCAGGUGUGUGCCUUGUUUUAGAGGAAGUGUCUGUCCUUCACUGAACAAAGUGCUGCUUUAAUCACUGACAACAUGUAGCUGAAAUGAAUAAGAAACAUCUUUAACUCUACCUCCUGAUUCUAACAAACCUGCAGACGAGUACUCGGGGCAAUACUGGCACCCUGAAACUGGACACUUUCAAUGUCAUGACACCUGUCCACCAGCAGACUCCCACCUUAGUGGCCUUACUGCUGCGUUCACUGCAGCUGGGAACUGAGAGUUAGGCUCGCCUGCGUUGUCCCUUUAAUGUUGAUUCUGACUGUUUUUAUCUUCAAUCAGCAGCAAUAAGAUCCAGACUUUUAACAGCAUUUUACUGAUUCAGAUGAUUUUUACUCUGAAAACAACUGAGAGAAAGGAGAAGUGGCAGAAAGAGACGGAUCCUAUCUUCAAACUGAAAAAAAUACAGUUUUUACUUUGUUAAUCCUGCUCUGAUCCAGAAUGUUUGACUGACUUAAAUCAGUUGAUCCCGAUCAGCACUGGAUCACUGUAUUCUGAUCUGUGUUUAAUCUGUUCUCCCAGCUGUCACUGAACGCCUCCUCACAGAAACUUUGUAAUGAAUGUUUGAUGAAAAAUAAACACUUUAAACG